Messenger RNA from Phalaenopsis equestris, 1239 nucleotides. RefSeq names its product bZIP transcription factor 50. Gene Ontology annotation, biological process: regulation of DNA-templated transcription. The transcript is spliced from 3 exons. The coding region runs from base 150 to 1169 and encodes 339 amino acids. Lineage: Eukaryota; Viridiplantae; Streptophyta; Magnoliopsida; Asparagales; Orchidaceae. Gene Ontology annotation, molecular function: DNA-binding transcription factor activity. The record is from RefSeq and is a predicted model, not a curated record.
AAGAAGCAUCUACGAAGGAGAGCAAGCUUGACGUCCAAGUAAUCCAAGCAAUCGCUCUUCGUACUUUAUAUAUUGCUUCCAUUAUAAUUCGGCCGACGCAGAACCCGUAAAACCCCUACUCAGAUUGUGUUUUCUUCUUCGCAUGCCUUAUGAGUAUGAUGUCGGAAGGGAUUCGGGAGCCUAACGUCGUUGAUGACUUCGAUAUCGACGUUCUCUUGCAACGAUUCAGCGAUGAUCCCUCUCUGGACUUCGAUAUCGACCUCGACCUCAAUCUCCUCCGCGAGUCCUGGGUUCCCGAUUCCGAUCUGCCUCCAAAUGUCUUCCAGUCUUCAGAAUUUACCAAUCCGGUUUCAGUUCCCCCUAGGAAUGAUGAUCCCCCAACGCUGGAGGCUGACUCUCCGUUUUCCGUCUCUUCGUUCGUGAACUACAUCGAGAACUUUCUUAUGGAAGAUGUCGAUUGGGGCGACGGAGGAAAGGGAGCCGGCGAAGACGGUGUAGCGGAUUUUUUCUCGGGAGUGCUAUUUGAUGAUUCAAUAAAAUCAAAGGAUGAUGUGGAUAGCCCUGAAUCGUAUGAUGCGUCAAUUAAGGAGGGCCAGAGCAAAGAGGAAGUGGUUCCUGAGGUGGUUGUGGCUGAGGAUGAUGACGUUUCUGUCAGCAAGAAACGGAGAAGGCAAAUGAGGAAUAGAGAAUCUGCUAUGAUCUCGAGAGAGAGGAGGAAAAUGUACAUAAAGAACCUUGAGAUGAAGAAUAAACACUUGGAGAUGGACUGCCGUCGCCUUGACUAUACUCUCCAGUGUUGCAUGGCGGAGAACCUGGCGUUACGCCAGAGCUUGCAGUUUCGGAAGAAUAGGUCUUGCGGUGCUUCCGCGUCCAAACAGGAGUCUGCCGUACUCUUCAUGGAAUCCCUGCUGUUGGGUUCCCUGUUCUGGUUCGUGAGCCUCGUGUGCCUAUUUCUUCUUCCCAGCCUGCGAAGCCUAAGACCAAACUUGAAAGCUUUAAGCUGGUUGGAAAGAGGUCUCGCAAUGGUGGUUGCAAGGAGAAAAAGUAGAAAUAUUCUUACAUUGGGUAAAUAUUUAAAACUUAAUCUGCUUGGACUGAGAAGACGAUGCAGAAGCAUGAGAGCUAGGAUGAAGUUCUUUUUAUUUCCGCUCCAUGCCUUUCUUGCCUAAUUUCAAUUGUUAUGUUGUUGGUUUCACUUUCCUUGACAUUUGAAAUUCUUUUACUAUUAUGUUUCUACUU